GGGCGUGCAGAGUGCGGCGUUUCCCCCGUUCGUACGGGUUUUGUGGGGCUUCCCGUGUCAAACUGCAUUUCACCGCAGUUUACCCUGUACGUUAACUUUUACUGUAAGGAACCGAACAUUACUGGAGAUAAAAGCCCGCUUCGAGAGUAUCCACUGACAUUUUGCGGCGGCGCUCUCGCGCGAAUGCACGCGGUAAGGAACAGAGACGUUGAGGAGUGUGCCUGGAGAGCUGUUUGACAGUUUGAUUUGCGUUCGGUCUUGUCGCGUGAGCGGUUUGACCGUUUGUCGACGGCGAGCAGGAGCAGCGACCAUUCUUCGACAGCCCUGGCCAUGACUUGCAGGUAACGAGCGGGAAACGAGCGAAACACAAUGGAGCGUCCGGCGAUCGUGGGGAACGCGGCGGGCGCCGCGACGGACACUUUUCGGGCUACCGUAACGCACGUGGCGCCCGAAAACCGAUGGCUCAAACUGUUCGUGCAGAGGAACCACGAAAUGAUGAGGCAUAUCGAAGCCUACCUCGAGGGCCUCGAGCCGGCGCUGUCGUCUAAGCCUGGCUUUAUGCAUCAGAGUCAGAUAGCGCUGGGAACGCCGUGUUUCGCGCGCUACUCGAACAACAAGUGGUACCGCGCCGUGGUGUCUUCCUGGCCGCGCCACAACGAGACUUUAGUCGAGGUGACGUUUAUAGACUAUGGCAACUGCGAGGAGGUAUGCGUCGGUGACGUGCGCCAAAGCCCCGACCCGAUCUUCAGGACGCCGCACGGAGUUUACGAGUGUUUCCUAGACGAACUCGACUUGAGCCUUAUCACGCCGCAAGGUGCAGAGGAGCUUGUCCUAUUGGCAAAGAGCACACUCUUGUCAGUAGAAGUUACCGUCACUGUUCGCAGGUACGAGCAGGUUCAGGUGAACUGUGUCAGGCCCAUUGUUUCGGUCACCUUGCCCGACGGGAGGAGCCUGGCUGACAUUCUGGUUCGUUCGCCAGAGUUUGCGAACGCCAUGGCACAGGCUGCUGCGAAGCCCGCCUUCUGCCUUCCGGACAUCAAAUUGGGCGUACCUUACAGGGUUUACGUUGCGCACGUUGAAGAAAUGGACGAUGUCUUCUUGCAUCUUGCGGCCAGGGAACCGUCGGCGUUCUCGGACAUGAUUCAGGACACGUACACGAACGUUGCCUCACUCGACCCAUCGCUAGUACAAAGAGAUACGGUUUGUCUGGCGCGUUUCACGGAGGAUUCCUUGCUCUACCGCUCCCUCGUUGUCGACUGCUGUCAGGGCAACUGUCGAGUGGCCUUUGUCGACUACGGCAACCGUGAAGUGAAAUUGUCGUCAGAGUUGUUGGUGAUCCCUCCCGAACUGCUGGAGGAGCCUGUAUUUGCUAUCCAUUGCAAUGCAACCAGCACGGGGCUCGACAAGGACACAUUCCUUGAAGUCACUGCAGAGCAAGAGCUGACGUGCAUAUUUUCGCAGGGAGUGAGGCAGGGCGUAUAUGCUGUCACGUUCGAUGGUCUGAACGGCAGCAAAGCAGCUCCGGCAGCCAAUUGUGCCUCGUAUAACGGACUGCCAGGAAAUUUACCCCCAACGAGUGCAUCUUACAUCCAGAUACAGCAACUGAGGCUUGAUCCAGGCUGUCGCCAUGUCAUGUAUGUCACAUUUAUCGAGUCAACCAAGGUUUUCUAUGCACAGCUAAAGGAAAUGGCAGAUGACAUCGAGCAGAUUUCUGCGCAGCUGGCGGCCGAGUCCCCUUCACUUGCUAUGCUUUUGCCUUCAGACGUCGUGCCUGGCUUGGCUGUGGCUUGCAGGUACGAAGGAACGUGGUACAGGGCUGUGGUGGUCCAGCCUGGCCCGCAAGUCCAGGUCUGGAUUGCCGAUUACGGAGACACCACGAUGCUCGACAUCUCUGAACUCCGACAGUUGGACCUCAAGUACACCCUGCAGCCUGCAUAUGCAACGAAGCUCACUUUGGACGGAUUCACGUGCUCGCCGCAGUCGUCCGAAGCGAUGAGACUGUUGCUGGAAAAUCUGCUCCUCGACGCGGAGGCAAACGUUUCGAUUAUCAACGUCCUUCCCGAUGGUACGCAUGCCGUCCAAAUAUUCGUUGGGGACCCUCCGAAAUCGGUUGUCAAGGCCCUGAACGCAGCGCUGGAAAGCAGUAGGCAGGGAUGCACGGCAAAGGCACAAUCCCCCACUGUGUGUCCCGUGGAGAAACUCAUUGUGACAACCGUCACUCCCCCACAAAAGUUCUUUGGCCAAUUCAUGAAGAUCCCUGAUGGAGAGCUUGAUGCCUUGCAGAAAGAGCUGGGAGACUAUUAUUCUGCAUCGUAUCCAGACCCAGCAUUCCAGCCAAUGCCUGGGGACCAUGUGUGCUGUCGAUUCUCAGAGGACGGGCAGUUCUACAGGGCGAAGAUCGAGAGAGUUUUGGCCAACGGCUCGCAGUAUGACGUUUUUUACCUGGACUACGGCAACGAAGAGACUGUGUUGCCGCAGGACGUGCGCUCCCUGCAGCCGCAGUUUGCCGUCGCUCCUCUGUUUGGUAUACCCUGCCAGCUGCAGUCUGGGGAAGUCUCGGAAGACAUGGUUGACACGGAAGUGGAAGUGCGCUUCCUGGCCUGCCAUGGCGACGUCCACACCGUGACGUUUACCACCCCUAGGCAGAGUCUGCCACCAAGAGAUCCCCCUGCAGUGGUGGCACCUGCUCAGGCAUCGGCUCCGGCCAACAUGAACACGUUCGGGGGAGGGGAGGCCCCCGCUCCGGGCCUCGUGCAGUUACUGUUCAACCCCGGCUGCCAGGAGCAGGGCACGGUGGUAGUGGUCAAGUCGCCGUCAGAGUUCUACUGCCAGCUGAGCGUGAACGACGACCAGCUCAACAGCGUGGCCGAGGUGCUGACCAGCGUUGCCAGUACGCAGCCGUGCCUUCCACCGGCCAUGCGCAAGGUGGGAACUGCCUGCUGCGCCCUCUAUUCGGAAGAUGGCGACUGGUAUCGUGGCAUCAUCCGAGAACUGCACCCUGGUGGCGCCACGGUGUUUUUUGUUGACUACGGCAACGUUGAAAGCGUGGCUGAUGAGGGCCUCAAGCAACUGCCGGACUCCCUGAGGUCCGUCCCGUGCCAGGCAGUGGGUUGCAAGCUCAGCGGUGCCGUGGCCGUGGACGCCGCUGCAGCAACAGCGAGGCUGGACGAAAUUCUCGCAGAGCAGGAGGUGACCAUCAGGAUUCAUGGGCAUGACUACAACAAGAUCCAUGAUGUGGAUGUCAUUCUCCCCACUGGGGUGAAUGUCCGGGAUCAGCUUGCCCAGGAGGGACUCCUGCAGAGUCAAGGUGGCUCGACCUUUCCUGCGCAGCCGCCGGCACCUUCUAUGCAGGUGGCCCCUCCUCCACAGAUGUCAUCACCACAGCUGUACCACGUGGGUGGCUUCAACUACCCGGCUCUGACUGAAGGUGUCGCUGUGCCCGUGGAAGUCUGUUGGGUCUUGACACCCGGCGAAGUCUUCGUUCAGCUCAAGGAGACACAGGGUGUCCUGGAGCAACUCAUGAGCGAAAUGCAGGCAUUCUAUGCCAGUCUCGGUGACACUGUCAGCAACGACAUACGUCCGGGCCAGGCCUGUGUGGCCCUGUACUCCGAGGACCAGCAGUGGUACCGCGCCCGAGUGGUACACGCCAAGGCCGGUAUGCUGGGCGUUCAGUACGUGGACUACGGAAACUGCGAAGAAGUCCCCGAGGGCUCGGUGCGUCAGGGUUCUCUGAAGAAGAUCCUGGCAAAGUAUGCAGAACUGCCGGCACAGGCCAUUCGAUGUCGAGUCCGUUCGGUGGCUCCCCCUGGCGGUCUCUCGUCGUGGCCGUUGCUGAAAGACCAGACACCACUGCAGCAGAUAUUCGAUGGUGUCUUCCUUUGCCGGCCAGCCGCGCAGAAGGAUGGUGUCCACCUUGUCGACCUGGAACGCCACGGUGGUGGGCCGUCCCUCGUCGAGUCUCUGGUUGCGGCGGGGCUCGCUGCGGACGCGACCGCCAUGCCCCGCGAGCUGGGAUCCGCGUCGGAGGCCAGCCAGAAGCAGCCGCUGAGGGCCGUGGUUUUACCCGCCGAGCUUGUGUUUCAUCCGAAGCAGUUUGUCGACGUCAAGGUGACUGCCGUUGUGUCCUUGUCGGAGGUGUGGUGCUGCCUAGUGGAGUGUGUGGAACCCAUGGCGAAGGCCCUCCAGGAGGCCGGCGAUGCGGCACCGAAGUUCCGUAAUCCGGUGCCCGGUGAAGCCUGCGUGGCACGGCUGCCAUCGAAGGACGAGGGAGCCGAAGGUGACGCCGUGCUCACGCCGUGGGCACGUGCCGUCGUGAAGUCUCGCCCUUCCCCGGCCAAGCUGGAGCUGUUCUUUGUCGACGUGGGUGGCACCAGGGUGGUGCACCACACUGAAGUGAAGCAAAUACCACCAGAGUUGACUACUCAGCCCGGCUGCGCGUUCCAGUGUGUCCUGAACUGCAGUUUCCCUGUCGACGCCACCGAACUGUCAGCAAAGAUACUGUACAAGGAGCUUGUGUUGCAGGUCGAGCAGCAGCUGGAGCCUGCGAAGGUGAUUGGGUCACUGUUUGACACCUCCGGAGACAGCGAAGUGAAUGUCUUGGACAGCUUUACGCCGCCACCGCCAGAGGAGGCACCACCGCCACCACCAGAGGAGAGUGCACCAUCACUGGAGGCCGCUCCAGCUCCAGAGAGUUCUCCAACUUUGCAUAACGUUUCAGCUCCAGAGGAAGCUCCCAUUCCAGAAGAAAUCCCCACCUCAGAAGAGCAGGUGCAGACAAGCCAACCCGAGGUUGUAGCCGACACAGUUGUGGCUGACACAGCACCCCCCACUGUCGAACCCCUAGCCCCCGAGCCCGAAGUGACCGAUUCGGCUCCGGCGAGAGGUCCAGCACCGGCUAGGACGUCGCCUCCGGUCAAGACAUCGUGGCCACCUAUGCAUCGGGGCCCAAGCAGCCACACGAUCGUGCCAUGCUAUCCUCCGCUUUCAAAAAUAUCUGGCAAGAUGGCAGCUUACGUGAUGCAUGCCGAAGAUCUCUUAUGUUUCUACGUGAUGCGCAAGGAACAAGAGCAGGCACUGGACGACCUCUCCAUGCGGCUCGAGGCUUUCUAUACCGAAACUCCCAAGCCAGUUGUGAAGCCACUGCCCAAGCUGCCCUGCGUGGUCUUCUACCCGCAGGAUGAAGCCUGGUACCGCGCCAAGGUUACAGGAGACGGCUCGUGCGUGCAGUUUGUUGACUACGGCAACGCUGACAUUGUCCCCGAAGUGAGAGAGAUUGCCGCAGAGUUUCUCGAGGUGCCGCCGUUUUGCUACAAAUGCAAGUUGGAUGGUGCGAAAGAUCUUGCCGGUAUUCCUGGUGUGUUCAGCGCAUUCAAGGAGAUGAUUGUGGAUGCAGAGCUAGAACUCGAGGUCAUGACCUGGGGCCCAGAGGUCACUGUGAGGCUUGCUAAGGAGGGCCAGGAUAUCACCACAGAGCUCAAGAGUAGGUUUCUCUCCUCGGAACCUGCGGCAUUGAAAACAGAUGCUCAACAGAAGCCUGUUGUUCCUUUGGAGGGCACACCCGCCAAUGAGCCCUCUCCUGCUUCUGCUGAAGAGCGUGAAGCUUGCACAGUGAGCCACGUUGAUGGCCUGAACUCGUUCUAUAUGCUGUACUCAACCAAGCUGGACGAUCUUGCAGACUUUGUGGACAAACUGCAAGAAGUACUGGUUUCUGCACCCCCAACAGUGGUUGAGACACCCAACAGCAGCACCCUCUAUGCUGCUCUUUACUCCGGAGACAACCUGUGGUACAGGGCUAGAGUUGAAGGCCCCGCAGAAGAGGGUGGUUUCAAGGUUCGUUUCGUGGAUUACGGUAACGUGGAGACUGUGAAGUCUGUGGUGUCGCUGGACUCCGAAGAGUUGCUUGUCGAGCCGUUCUGCAUUGAAUGCCAGCUUGCCGAUGUAGGAGGUGCCGGUGACUCGAGUGCCGUGGACAAAUUCAGGGAGCUCGUCCUGGACUCCGAUCUCCUGGUUGAAACGGUGAAGUCUGAAAAGCCAAUGACAGUCCGGCUGUUCACCCUGGACGGUGUCGACCUGUUGUCCAAGCUUCCGCUUUCAAAAAGGUACAGGAGCACCAAUGUUCCACUUCACCAGAAAGCUCUUGUCAGCAUCAUGCAUGUCGAGUCGCCGACUGACUUCUUUGUUCACUUCAACGACCGUCUGGAUGCCUUGGAGGCCCUGACACAGCAACUGCAGGAAGUUCCAGAGUGUGAAAACGCACCGGCCGAUAUGUCACAGCCAUGCAUGGCCUACUGGUCUGAUGAGCUUCCCUACAGGGUCACUGUCCUUGAGGACAAGGGUGAAGCUGAGGGCGCAGCAAGCGUUCGAGUCAAGUUUGUUGAUUAUGGAAACACUGACACUGUGGAGCGAGCAGGAAUUCGCGAGCUUCCUGAUGCGCUGCUGUCUGAACCCCUCUUUGCCAUCAAUUGUACUCUUGAUGUCCCCGAGGGUAAGUUGGGCCAAGAAGCACUGGAGAAGCUGAAGGUUCUAGCCGAUGAAGGGCCAGCCUCUUCUCUCUUGGCUGAAUUUUUGGGAGAGAGGAAUGGCCGCUACGUCGUUCGCCUUCUGGACAUGGGCAUAGAUGUGUUAGAAAAGUUGCAAGGGGCCGUGCAAGAUGCCUCCCAAGGUGGCAGCAGGGACGUCACUUCCGACAGUCCGAACGAACCUGUUUCUGAAGAAAGAACUUCCGAAGUACCCGAGGGUGCUCCCGAGGCCCCCGUCACCGAAGGAGCAGACAAACCGAACGACCAGGCCUCCACAGAUCCUUUGCCUGACAACGUUGCCGUGGCGGAACCUCUUCAGUGCUCAGAGCUAGACACUUGCCAAGGCACUUCAGAAGACAAUGAGGUCGUGGGGCUUACUGUUGAAGCAGAGUCUCCAGAACAAGAAGGGCCAUCAGACGAAGCACCAGAUGUAGCUCCCGAGAACUUGCAGAGCAGUGAAGACCUGCCUAAAGAGUACACACACCCUGAAACAGAGUGCAAUGGCUCAAGUCUGCCGGUAGGCUGUGAUGAUGUUCCUGGCGAACCUGAACCUCCAUGCAGUGCAGUGGGUGGUUCUGCAGAACUCGAAGAGACUAUGCUUUCAGAAGGAGCCAAUGUUUGUGGUGCUGCUCCUUCAGCAGUUUUCGAUGACAACAUGCUUCCAGAAGUACCUGAAUUUGGUGAAGAAGAUCUCUCUGCCUUUUCCGAGGAAACCACCCUGCCUGAGGACAAGCGUGCAGCAGAAGUUUUUGAAGACGCUCUGUCUGAGGCCAAGUGUGAGGCAGAAGUCUUCGAGGACGCGCUUUCCGAGGAUAAUGCCAACAAGGAAAGCAAAGGGGUAUCACAUACAGCUGACACCUCUCCGAUUGCAGGCGUGCAGAAAGGUACGCCGGUGAAACAGGAGAAUGGAAUCACCAGCUUGAGCACUGCCAGUUUGUCCGACAAGCCGUCCGCCUUGGCAGGAUCUGGUGAUGCGUCCAUUGCCAAGACAGUUAGUGACGAGGCACGUCAGGAGGAGCCGCUGAGAAAGACUGAUACUGACGUUUCAGAAGUGGGCCUGGCUCUAAAAGAAAGCGAUGCGCUUACCUCACAACGACAAGCGGGCAAGGAUGACUGCUCUGCGAUGGGUGCAGCUGCCAUUCCUAAGGCCACCGUCCUGAACAUCGGUGCGGGGGGUGACGGAAGACCGGCAGUCAUUCCAAAUGGUUCCUCCUCGGCACGCUCUAGUCCCUUCACGGCACGUCGCUUCAGUAGGCGGCUGAGCCUGGACGACUGCCCAAUACCUGGUGCCUGCACCAACGCAGAACUGCUGGAAAUCCAAAGCAGCGAUACUGUGAACUGAGGACUAAGACAUCGAUGGGCUGCUAGUGCAAGAGUGUGGUAGUUUGUGAAAGUGCCUGGCCAGUGUGCUUAACUUCAUAGCUUUGCCUUUUUGCCCUUUUUGUUUUUUUCAUCCUCAGCAUUCAUUUUUAUUCUGGCAUAAGAAAGACAUUGUAAUACAAUCCUCAUAUAAAGAUUGAGCAGGUUCGCAAGAGAAUCCUGAAAAGUUGUGCACUAACAAACACGCACAUUUGAUACACGUUCUACUUCAUUAUGAUAACCAGAAAAUUUUUGUGAUAUUGUGCUAUCAUUCAUUCCUGCAUUCGUUUGUGCACAACCACAAUUUGCACUUCUGUUCCCUGUGGUGUGCAAUCUUUGUUCCCAGUUCAUAUGUUUGUGUGUUUAAGAUUUAUUGUGUGUUUUGUUGUUUGCAGUUUGGAAAAAUAAAAGAUCUAUUUUUCACUGA
This is a messenger RNA of Rhipicephalus sanguineus (brown dog tick), 8304 nucleotides long. RefSeq names its product tudor domain-containing 6 (gene tud). The coding region runs from base 370 to 7860 and encodes 2496 amino acids. Lineage: Eukaryota; Metazoa; Arthropoda; Arachnida; Ixodida; Ixodidae. The record is from RefSeq and is a predicted model, not a curated record. The transcript has 12 exons.